This is a messenger RNA of Clarias gariepinus (North African catfish), 18739 nucleotides long. It is a transcript of the gene zanl, whose product is annotated as zonadhesin, like. The record is from RefSeq and is a predicted model, not a curated record. Bases 8 to 18556 code for a protein of 6182 amino acids. Gene Ontology annotation, cellular component: membrane. The transcript is spliced from 119 exons. Gene Ontology annotation, molecular function: calcium ion binding; protein binding. Lineage: Eukaryota; Metazoa; Chordata; Actinopteri; Siluriformes; Clariidae.
GUUAGUUAUGGGUCCUCUAAAACUAAUAUUUAUUUUAACAUGGAUAAGUAACAUAUAUAAUUUGGGAAAUGCUGAGAAUGGGAAUGAUUUUGGUGAGCGUGAUGCUGUUGUGAUAACCGCCUGUGACUUCAAUAACAACGAGUUGCCCUUCUGUAAUUUUCGGCAAGACAUUACGGAUCACAGUGAUUGGAUUCGCCACAAGGGUCCCACACCCACAUCUGGCACUGGACCUAGUGGGGACUAUCCUGAUGGCAAUAGUUAUUACAUAUACCAAGAAGGAGAUAAUGUCAGUAAUGGACAGAAAACACGCCUGUUCAGUCCUGUGUUGACCUCUACACAAGCUGAGAUUUGUGUGCAAUUUAUGUACUACAUGUAUGGCUCAGAUGACAGCAACACUUUGACUGUGUUAGCCAAACGACCUAGUGCGGAAGAUGUGCUAUGGCAGAAAACUGGAAUCCAAAGUCCAUCAUGGCUUGGUACAGCUGUUACUGUGUCUAAACCAGCCGGGCAAUCUGUUGAAAUUGUAUUUGAAGCAAAACGUGGGUUCUCUUCAUCAUGUGAUACAGCCUUGGAUAACAUUAAUAUCACAGAGGGAGCUUGUCCUGGUUGUAUAUCUCAGUGUGACUUCGAUGAAACAGAUAACCUCUGUGGAUGGACAUCAGUUUCAGAUGUGUUUGGUUGGAUUUUUUGGAAUGGACCCAGUGACACACCUGGUACAGGUCCUGAUGAUGAUUUCUCCAAACCAGGCUUGGGAUCAUACCUCUUGAUGGAUUCGCUUGAUAGUGUGCCAGGGGAGUCAGCUCAGCUGUGGAGUCCAUCUAUAUCGGCACCUUCUUCAAACUGCCUGCAGCUGACCUUCCAUUAUUAUAUGUAUGGCACAGCUCCAGACAUGGAGCUUAAUGUCCAUGCUGUUGUCAAUGGAGGAUCACUGGGGAAUCCUAUUUUCAGUAUCAGAGGAAACCAAGGUCAGGGUUGGAAACCAGCAGAAGUCAAAUACACUUCAACAGGAAAUAUACAGUUUGUAAUUAAUGGUGUGUAUGGAAGUACAGAGAAGACAGAUAUUGCAAUAGACAGUGUGUGUAUCACAAGUUGUGAUGCUAUAACACCAACCACAAAACCUACAACACCAGGAACUACUCCAAAACCUACGACUCCACAGCCCUCCACACCUAAACCAACAACACCAAAGCCAUCCACACCUCAACCCACAACUCCAAAACCAACCUCACCUACAUCGCCAACAACAACACCAGUGAAGUGUCCUCCUGAUGCUGAGUACAUUGAGUGUGGUCCAGCUUGCAUUCCCAGCUGUAAAGAACCAUCCACCAACUGCACUGGCUCCUGUAUCACUGGCUGCUUCUGCAAACCAGGGUUUGUGUUCAAGGGGAAACGCUGUGUUCCCAUCGAGAGUUGUGGAUGUCUGGAUGAAAACAAUAACUACUACGAGCCAGGAGAGAUUGUGUUUGGAAAUGGCUGCUCCAAGCUGUGUCGCUGUGCAGGCAAUUAUACCUUGAGCUGUGUGGACAACACCUGUGACCCCACAGAAGAAUGUCGGCAAGUUGGAGGAACAUACGGCUGCUAUCCUAAAGACACCUCCACCUGUAUCGCUUCAGGUGACCCACACUACACCACCUUUGAUAAGCGGAACUAUGACUUCAUGGGCAACUGCACUUACUUAAUGUCAGAGCCGUGUAACAGUACAGACGUGCCUCAUUUUGCCGUCUAUGUUGACAAUGAGAAUCGCUACAACAUUCCCACCAUCAGUUAUGUGAGUGCUGUCCAUGUCCAUGCUCUGGGAGUUCAAGUGUCCAUCCUGAAAGGAGGAGAUGUGCAGGUGAAUGGAACCAAAGUGAACAUACCACUGAGUCCUGUUACUGGAAUGGACAUCUUCAAACAGGGGACACUCUACACAGUGUCAUUAAACUUUGGUGUGACAGUUCGCUACGAUGGAAACCACUAUAUGGAUAUCAAAGUUAUCAAAGACUAUCAGGACAAGCUUUGUGGCCUGUGUGGAGACUACAAUGGUAACAUUAAUGAUGACUUCCGUACCCCCAGCGGUGAACUGGUCACCAGUCCAACAGAUUUUGGCAACAGCUGGAACACAAACCCUGACUGCAAUAAACCACCAGUCAAGCCAGAUCCAGACUGCACAGACACAGAAAAGGAUCUUUAUGAGAGUCCUGCUUACUGUGGAAUCAUAUUGGACAACCAAGGCCCAUUUGCAGUCUGUCACCCAAAAGUCAAUCCUAAUAGUUUCUUCCAAAACUGUGUGUUUGACCUGUGUGCAUUGGGUGGCCCUGACUCUGCACUGUGUGAAGCGAUUGAAGCGUACGUAAAUGAGUGUCAGGACCGUGGUGUCAUCAUCGGACCCUGGAGAAACAACACCUUCUGCCCUCUUACAUGCCCACCCAACAGCCAUUACAACUCCUGCGUGUCUCCUUGCCAGCCCUCCUGUAACCCUCCUCCACCCGGCCAAUGCAAUAGACCCUGUUCCGAGGGGUGUGUGUGUGACCCUGGAUAUGUACUCAGUGGUGACAAGUGUGUGAAGCAGGACACAUGUGGCUGCAUGCAUAAUGGACACUAUUACCAGCCUGGAGAUGAGUUCUACACUAAGGACUGUGAGCUUCUGUGCAAGUGUAACCCUCCAUUCGUCAGCUGCAGUGCUGCUGAAUGCCCUCCAAUGCAGCAGUGUGGUGUGCAGGGAGGAGAAAUAGGAUGCUACCCAGUUGACUCCAAGGACUGUAUUAUUUCUGGUGACCCCCAUUACAACACCUUUGAUGGUAAAUACUACACCUUCAUGGGCACCUGCACCUACACACUGGCUCGCACCUGCAGAAACAACACUGGCCCCUGGUUCUCUGUGGAAGGAAAAAAUGAGGAAAGAGGAAUUGCUGGAGUAUCUUAUCUCAAGAAGUUGUAUGUGACUGUCAACAACAUCACUGUAACAAUGAUGAAGAGCCGCACCACUCUGGUGAAUGGUCGUAAAGUAGCUCUACCCCACUCUCCUUCUCCUCUGAUCUCUUUGACUUCAGCUGGGCAGUAUGUUAUUCUCACCACUCCUUUUGGUCUGGAGGUGCGCUGGGAUGGCAACCACUACGCUAAGAUCACCGUGCCCAGUACUUACUAUGAUCAGAUGUGUGGUUUGUGUGGAGACUACAAUGGAAACCCCAACAAUGAUUUUACUAAACCAGACGGUUCCCUGGCUGGCAGCUCCGAUCAGUUCGGCAACAGCUGGCAAACUGAUGAAGAUGAAGACGAAACGUGCAAGCCUGAUGUCACACCUGACCCACCGUGUGACCCAAGUCUUGAGGCUGAAGUGUCUAAACCUGAGAAAUGUGGAAAAAUUACUGACAAUGCAGGACCAUUCAGGGAUUGUAUAAAGGUGGUGGACCCCCUGCCCUUCUUCCAGAGCUGUGUGUUUGAUAUGUGCCGCUACAACGGACUGCUGCAGACUCUGUGUGACCAGCUCCAGGCUUAUACUGAUGCCUGUCUCAGUGCAGGAGCUCCAGUGCACCAGUGGAGGCAGCCAGACUUCUGCCCUCUGGUUUGUCCUCCUAACAGUCACUACUCUAUGUGUGUGAGCUCAUGUCCAGAGACAUGUGUGGGUAUGAGUGGUCCACCUGGCUGUGCACAGAAGUGUGUUGAAGGCUGUGAGUGUGACCCUGGUUUUGUCCUGAGCCACAACAAGUGUGUUCCCCUUAAAGACUGUGGCUGCGUCGACCCUAACGGCUCUUACCACCCUGUGAAUGAAAGCUGGUACCUUGAAGGCUGUAAACAUCAGUGUAUGUGUCUAAGUGGAAAAACCAUUCUGUGCUACAACACCAGUUGUCUGCCUACAGAGACCUGCCAACUGCUGGAUGGAGAGUACAUCUGUAAACCCAACACAACACCCCAGCCCCCAACACCCCAGCCCCCAACCUCUGAGCCAAGCACUCCAACACCACCAGUGAAGUGUCCUCCUGAUGCUGAGUACAUUGAGUGUGGUCCAGCUUGCAUUCCCAGCUGUAAAGAACCAUCCACCAACUGCACUGGCUCCUGUAUCACUGGCUGCUUCUGCAAACCAGGGUUUGUGUUCAAGGGGAAACGCUGUGUUCCUAUCGAGAGUUGUGGAUGUCUGGAUGAAAACAAUAACUAUUACGAGCCAGGAGAGAUUGUGUUCGGAAAUGGCUGCUCCAAGCUGUGUCGCUGUGCAGGCAAUUAUACCUUGAGCUGUGUGGACAACACCUGUGACCCCACAGAAGAAUGUCGGCAAGUUGGAGGAACAUACGGCUGCUAUCCUAAAGACACCUCCACCUGUAUCGCUUCAGGUGACCCACACUACACCACCUUUGAUAAGCGGAACUAUGACUUCAUGGGCAACUGCACUUACUUAAUGUCAGAGCCGUGUAACAGUACAGACGUGCCUCAUUUUGCCGUCUAUGUUGACAAUGAGAAUCGCUACAACAUUCCCACCAUCAGUUAUGUGAGUGCUGUCCAUGUCCAUGCUCUGGGAGUUCAAGUGUCCAUCCUGAAAGGAGGAGAUGUGCAGGUGAAUGGAACCAAAGUGAACAUACCACUGAGUCCUGUUACUGGAAUGGACAUCUUCAAACAGGGGACACUCUACACAGUGUCAUUAAACUUUGGUGUGACAGUUCGCUACGAUGGAAACCACUAUAUGGAUAUCAAAGUUAUCAAAGACUAUCAGGACAAGCUUUGUGGCCUGUGUGGAGACUACAAUGGUAACAUUAAUGAUGACUUCCGUACCCCCAGCGGUGAACUGGUCACCAGUCCAACAGAUUUUGGCAACAGCUGGAACACAAACCCUGACUGCAAUAAACCACCAGUCAAGCCAGAUCCAGACUGCACAGACACAGAAAAGGAUCUUUAUGAGAGUCCUGCUUACUGUGGAAUCAUAUUGGACAACAAAGGCCCAUUUGCAGUCUGUCACCCAAAAGUCAAUCCUAAUAGUUUCUUCCAAAACUGUGUGUUUGACCUGUGUGCAUUGGGUGGCCCUGACUCUGCACUGUGUGAAGCGAUUGAAGCAUACGUAAAUGAGUGUCAGGACCGUGGUGUCAUCAUCGGACCCUGGAGAAACAACACCUUCUGCCCUCUUACAUGCCCACCCAACAGCCAUUACAACUCCUGCGUGUCUCCUUGCCAGCCAUCCUGUAACCCUCCUCCACCCGGCCAAUGCAAUAGACCCUGUUCCGAGGGGUGUGUGUGUGACCCUGGAUAUGUACUCAGUGGUGACAAGUGUGUGAAGCAGGACACAUGUGGCUGCAUGCAUAAUGGACACUAUUACCAGCCUGGAGAUGAGUUCUACACUAAGGACUGUGAGCUUCUGUGCAAGUGUAACCCUCCAUUCGUCAGCUGCAGUGCUGCUGAAUGCCCUCCAAUGCAGCAGUGUGGUGUGCAGGGAGGAGAAAUAGGAUGCUACCCAGUUGACUCCAAGGACUGUAUUAUUUCUGGUGAUCCCCAUUACAACACCUUUGAUGGUAAAUACUACACCUUCAUGGGCACCUGCACCUACACACUGGCUCGCACCUGCAGAAACAACACUGGCCCCUGGUUCUCUGUGGAAGGAAAAAAUGAGGAAAGAGGAAUUGCUGGAGUAUCUUAUCUCAAGAAGUUGUAUGUGACUGUCAACAACAUCACUGUAACAAUGAUGAAGAGCCGCACCACUCUGGUGAAUGGUCGUAAAGUAGCUCUACCCCACUCUCCUUCUCCUCUGAUCUCUUUGACUUCAGCUGGGCAGUAUGUUAUUCUCACCACUCCUUUUGGUCUGGAGGUGCGCUGGGAUGGCAACCACUACGCUAAGAUCACCGUGCCCAGUACUUACUAUGAUCAGAUGUGUGGUUUGUGUGGAGACUACAAUGGAAACCCCAACAAUGAUUUUACUAAACCAGACGGUUCCCUGGCUGGCAGCUCCGAUCAGUUCGGCAACAGCUGGCAAACUGAUGAAGAUGAAGACGAAACGUGCAAGCCUGAUGUCACACCUGACCCACCGUGUGACCCAAGUCUUGAGGCUGAAGUGUCUAAACCUGAGAAAUGUGGAAAAAUUACUGACAAUGCAGGACCAUUCAGGGAUUGUAUAAAGGUGGUGGACCCCCUGCCCUUCUUCCAGAGCUGUGUGUUUGAUAUGUGCCGCUACAACGGACUGCUGCAGACUCUGUGUGACCAGCUCCAGGCUUAUACUGAUGCCUGUCUCAGUGCAGGAGCUCCAGUGCACCAGUGGAGGCAGCCAGACUUCUGCCCUCUGGUUUGUCCUCCUAACAGUCACUACUCUAUGUGUGUGAGCUCGUGUCCAGAGACAUGUGUGGGUGUGAGUGGUCCACCUGGCUGUGCACAGAAGUGUGUUGAAGGCUGUGAGUGUGACCCUGGUUUUGUCCUGAGCCACAACAAGUGUGUUCCCCUUAAAGACUGUGGCUGCGUCGACCCUAACGGCUCUUACCACCCUGUGAAUGAGAGCUGGUACCUUGAAGGCUGUAAACAUCAGUGUGUGUGUCUAAGUGGAAAAACCAUUCUGUGCUACAACACCAGUUGUCUGCCUACAGAGACCUGCCAACUGCUGGAUGGAGAGUACAUCUGUAAACCCAACACAACACCCCAGCCCCCAACUCCCCAGCCCCCAACCUUUGAGCCAAGCACUCCAACACCACCAGUGAAGUGUCCUCCUGAUGCUGAGUACAUUGAGUGUGGUCCAGCUUGCAUUCCCAGCUGUAAAGAACCAUCCACCAACUGCACUGGCUCCUGUAUCACUGGCUGCUUCUGCAAACCAGGGUUUGUGUUCAAGGGGAAACGCUGUGUUCCCAUCGAGAGUUGUGGAUGUCUGGAUGAAAACAAUAACUAUUACGAGCCAGGAGAGAUUGUGUUUGGAAAUGGCUGCUCCAAGCUGUGUCGCUGUGCAGGCAAUUAUACCUUGAGCUGUGUGGACAACACCUGUGACCCCACAGAAGAAUGUCGGCAAGUUGGAGGAACAUACGGCUGCUAUCCUAAAGACACCUCCACCUGUAUCGCUUCAGGUGACCCACACUACACCACCUUUGAUAAGCGGAACUAUGACUUCAUGGGCAACUGCACUUACUUAAUGUCAGAGCCGUGUAACAGUACAGACGUGCCUCAUUUUGCCGUCUAUGUUGACAAUGAGAAUCGCUACAACAUUCCCACCAUCAGUUAUGUGAGUGCUGUCCAUGUCCAUGCUCUGGGAGUUCAAGUGUCCAUCCUGAAAGGAGGAGAUGUGCAGGUGAAUGGAACCAAAGUGAACAUACCACUGAGUCCUGUUACUGGAAUGGACAUCUUCAAACAGGGGACACUCUACACAGUGUCAUUAAACUUUGGUGUGACAGUUCGCUACGAUGGAAACCACUAUAUGGAUAUCAAAGUUAUCAAAGACUAUCAGGACAAGCUUUGUGGCCUGUGUGGAGACUACAAUGGUAACAUUAAUGAUGACUUCCGUACCCCCAGCGGUGAACUGGUCACCAGUCCAACAGAUUUUGGCAACAGCUGGAACACAAACCCUGACUGCAAUAAACCACCAGUCAAGCCAGAUCCAGACUGCACAGACACAGAAAAGGAUCUUUAUGAGAGUCCUGCUUACUGUGGAAUCAUAUUGGACAACAAAGGCCCAUUUGCAGUCUGUCACCCAAAAGUCAAUCCUAAUAGUUUCUUCCAAAACUGUGUGUUUGACCUGUGUGCAUUGGGUGGCCCUGACUCUGCACUGUGUGAAGCGAUUGAAGCGUACGUAAAUGAGUGUCAGGACCGUGGUGUCAUCAUCGGACCCUGGAGAAACAACACCUUCUGCCCUCUUACAUGCCCACCCAACAGCCAUUACAACUCCUGCGUGUCUCCUUGCCAGCCCUCCUGUAACCCUCCUCCACCCGGCCAAUGCAAUAGACCCUGUUCCGAGGGGUGUGUGUGUGACCCUGGAUAUGUACUCAGUGGUGACAAGUGUGUGAAGCAGGACACAUGUGGCUGCAUGCAUAAUGGACACUAUUACCAGCCUGGAGAUGAGUUCUACACUAAGGACUGUGAGCUUCUGUGCAAGUGUAACCCUCCAUUCGUCAGCUGCAGUGCUGCUGAAUGCCCUCCAAUGCAGCAGUGUGGUGUGCAGGGAGGAGAAAUAGGAUGCUACCCAGUUGACUCCAAGGACUGUAUUAUUUCUGGUGAUCCCCAUUACAACACCUUUGAUGGUAAAUACUACACCUUCAUGGGCACCUGCACCUACACACUGGCUCGCACCUGCAGAAACAACACUGGCCCCUGGUUCUCUGUGGAAGGAAAAAAUGAGGAAAGAGGAAUUGCUGGAGUAUCUUAUCUCAAGAAGUUGUAUGUGACUGUCAACAACAUCACUGUAACAAUGAUGAAGAGCCGCACCACUCUGGUGAAUGGUCGUAAAGUAGCUCUACCCCACUCUCCUUCUCCUCUGAUCUCUUUGACUUCAGCUGGGCAGUAUGUUAUUCUCACCACUCCUUUUGGUCUGGAGGUGCGCUGGGAUGGCAACCACUACGCUAAGAUCACCGUGCCCAGUACUUACUAUGAUCAGAUGUGUGGUUUGUGUGGAGACUACAAUGGAAACCCCAACAAUGAUUUUACUAAACCAGACGGUUCCCUGGCUGGCAGCUCCGAUCAGUUCGGCAACAGCUGGCAAACUGAUGAAGAUGAAGACGAAACGUGCAAGCCUGAUGUCACACCUGACCCACCGUGUGACCCAAGUCUUGAGGCUGAAGUGUCUAAACCUGAGAAAUGUGGAAAAAUUACUGACAAUGCAGGACCAUUCAGGGAUUGUAUAAAGGUGGUGGACCCCCUGCCCUUCUUCCAGAGCUGUGUUUUUGAUAUGUGCCGCUACAACGGACUGCUGCAGACUCUGUGUGACCAGCUCCAGGCUUAUACUGAUGCCUGUCUCAGUGCAGGAGCUCCAGUGCACCAGUGGAGGGAGCCAGACUUCUGCCCUCUGGUUUGUCCUCCUAACAGUCACUACUCUAUGUGUGUGAGCUCGUGUCCAGAGACAUGUGUGGGUGUGAGUGGUCCACCUGGCUGUGCACAGAAGUGUGUUGAAGGCUGUGAGUGUGACCCUGGUUUUGUCCUGAGCCACAACAAGUGUGUUCCCCUUAAAGACUGUGGCUGUGUCGACCCUGACGGCUCUUACCACCCUGUGAAUGAGAGCUGGUACCUUGAAGGCUGUAAACAUCAGUGUGUGUGUCUAAGUGGAAAAACCAUUCUGUGCUACAACACCAGUUGUCUGCCUACAGAGACCUGCCAACUGCUGGAUGGAGAGUACAUCUGUAAACCCAACACAACACCCCAGCCCCCAACUCCCCAGCCCCCAACCUUUGAGCCAAGCACUCCAACACCACCAGUGAAGUGUCCUCCUGAUGCUGAGUACAUUGAGUGUGGUCCAGCUUGCAUUCCCAGCUGUAAAGAACCAUCCACCAACUGCACUGGCUCCUGUAUCACUGGCUGCUUCUGCAAACCAGGGUUUGUGUUCAAGGGGAAACGCUGUGUUCCUAUCGAGAGUUGUGGAUGUCUGGAUGAAAACAAUAACUAUUACGAGCCAGGAGAGAUUGUGUUCGGAAAUGGCUGCUCCAAGCUGUGUCGCUGUGCAGGCAAUUAUACCUUGAGCUGUGUGGACAACACCUGUGACCCCACAGAAGAAUGUCGGCAAGUUGGAGGAACAUACGGCUGCUAUCCUAAAGACACCUCCACCUGUAUCGCUUCAGGUGACCCACACUACACCACCUUUGAUAAGCGGAACUAUGACUUCAUGGGCAACUGCACUUACUUAAUGUCAGAGCCGUGUAACAGUACAGACGUGCCUCAUUUUGCCGUCUAUGUUGACAAUGAGAAUCGCUACAACAUUCCCACCAUCAGUUAUGUGAGUGCUGUCCAUGUCCAUGCUCUGGGAGUUCAAGUGUCCAUCCUGAAAGGAGGAGAUGUGCAGGUGAAUGGAACCAAAGUGAACAUACCACUGAGUCCUGUUACUGGAAUGGACAUCUUCAAACAGGGGACACUCUACACAGUGUCAUUAAACUUUGGUGUGACAGUUCGCUACGAUGGAAACCACUAUAUGGAUAUUAAAGUUAUCAAAGACUAUCAGGACAAGCUUUGUGGCCUGUGUGGAGACUACAAUGGUAACAUUAAUGAUGACUUCCGUACCCCCAGCGGUGAACUGGUCACCAGUCCAACAGAUUUUGGCAACAGCUGGAACACAAACCCUGACUGCAAUAAACCACCAGUCAAGCCAGAUCCAGACUGCACAGACACAGAAAAGGAUCUUUAUGAGAGUCCUGCUUACUGUGGAAUCAUAUUGGACAACAAAGGCCCAUUUGCAGUCUGUCACCCAAAAGUCAAUCCUAAUAGUUUCUUCCAAAACUGUGUGUUUGACCUGUGUGCAUUGGGUGGCCCUGACUCUGCACUGUGUGAAGCGAUUGAAGCGUACGUAAAUGAGUGUCAGGACCGUGGUGUCAUCAUCGGACCCUGGAGAAACAACACCUUCUGCCCUCUUACAUGCCCACCCAACAGCCAUUACAACUCCUGCGUGUCUCCUUGCCAGCCCUCCUGUAACCCUCCUCCACCCGGCCAAUGCAAUAGACCCUGUUCCGAGGGGUGUGUGUGUGACCCUGGAUAUGUACUCAGUGGUGACAAGUGUGUGAAGCAGGACACAUGUGGCUGCAUGCAUAAUGGACACUAUUACCAGCCUGGAGAUGAGUUCUACACUAAGGACUGUGAGCUUCUGUGCAAGUGUAACCCUCCAUUCGUCAGCUGCAGUGCUGCUGAAUGCCCUCCAAUGCAGCAGUGUGGUGUGCAGGGAGGAGAAAUAGGAUGCUACCCAGUUGACUCCAAGGACUGUAUUAUUUCUGGUGAUCCCCAUUACAACACCUUUGAUGGUAAAUACUACACCUUCAUGGGCACCUGCACCUACACACUGGCUCGCACCUGCAGAAACAACACUGGCCCCUGGUUCUCUGUGGAAGGAAAAAAUGAGGAAAGAGGAAUUGCUGGAGUAUCUUAUCUCAAGAAGUUGUAUGUGACUGUCAACAACAUCACUGUAACAAUGAUGAAGAGCCGCACCACUCUGGUGAAUGGUCGUAAAGUAGCUCUACCCCACUCUCCUUCUCCUCUGAUCUCUAUGACUUCAGCUGGGCAGUAUGUUAUUCUCACCACUCCUUUUGGUCUGGAGGUGCGCUGGGAUGGCAACCACUACGCUAAGAUCACCGUGCCCAGUACUUACUAUGAUCAGAUGUGUGGUUUGUGUGGAGACUACAAUGGAAACUCCAACAAUGAUUUUACUAAACCAGACGGUUCCCUGGCUGGCAGCUCCGAUCAGUUCGGCAACAGCUGGCAAACUGAUGAAGAUGAAGACGAAACGUGCAAGCCUGAUGUCACACCUGACCCACCGUGUGACCCAAGUCUUGAGGCUGAAGUGUCUAAACCUGAGAAAUGCGGGAAAAUCACUGACAACAAAGGACCAUUUAGGGAUUGUAUAAAGGUGGUGGACCCCCUGCCCUUCUUCCAGAGCUGUGUGUUUGAUAUGUGCCGCUACAACGGACUGCUGCAGACUCUGUGUGACCAGCUCCAGGCUUAUACUGAUGCCUGUCUCAGUGCAGGAGCUCCAGUGCACCAGUGGAGGCAGCCAGACUUCUGCCCUCUGGUUUGUCCUCCUAACAGUCACUACUCUAUGUGUGUGAGCUCGUGUCCAGAGACAUGUGUGGGUGUGAGUGGUCCACCUGGCUGUGCACAGAAGUGUGUUGAAGGCUGUGAGUGUGACCCUGGUUUUGUCCUGAGCCACAACAAGUGUGUUCCCCUUAAAGACUGUGGCUGCGUCGACCCUAACGGCUCUUACCACCCUGUGAAUGAAAGCUGGUACCUUGAAGGCUGUAAACAUCAGUGUAUGUGUCUAAGUGGAAAAACCAUUCUGUGCUACAACACCAGUUGUCUGCCUACAGAGACCUGCCAACUGCUGGAUGGAGAGUACAUCUGUAAACCCAACACAACACCCCAGCCCCCAACACCCCAGCCCCCAACCUCUGAGCCAAGCACUCCAACACCACCAGUGAAGUGUCCUCCUGAUGCUGAGUACAUUGAGUGUGGUCCAGCUUGCAUUCCCAGCUGUAAAGAACCAUCCACCAACUGCACUGGCUCCUGUAUCACUGGCUGCUUCUGCAAACCAGGGUUUGUGUUCAAGGGGAAACGCUGUGUUCCCAUCGAGAGUUGUGGAUGUCUGGAUGAAAACAAUAACUACUACGAGCCAGGAGAGAUUGUGUUCGGAAAUGGCUGCUCCAAGCUGUGUCGCUGUGCAGGCAAUUAUACCUUGAGCUGUGUGGACAACACCUGUGACCCCACAGAAGAAUGUCGGCAAGUUGGAGGAACAUACGGCUGCUAUCCUAAAGACACCUCCACCUGUAUCGCUUCAGGUGACCCACACUACACCACCUUUGAUAAGCGGAACUAUGACUUCAUGGGCAACUGCACUUACUUAAUGUCAGAGCCGUGUAACAGUACAGACGUGCCUCAUUUUGCCGUCUAUGUUGACAAUGAGAAUCGCUACAACAUUCCCACCAUCAGUUAUGUGAGUGCUGUCCAUGUCCAUGCUCUGGGAGUUCAAGUGUCCAUCCUGAAAGGAGGAGAUGUGCAGGUGAAUGGAACCAAAGUGAACAUACCACUGAGUCCUGUUACUGGAAUGGACAUCUUCAAACAGGGGACACUCUACACAGUGUCAUUAAACUUUGGUGUGACAGUUCGCUACGAUGGAAACCACUAUAUGGAUAUUAAAGUUAUCAAAGACUAUCAGGACAAGCUUUGUGGCCUGUGUGGAGACUACAAUGGUAACAUUAAUGAUGACUUCCGUACCCCCAGCGGUGAACUGGUCACCAGUCCAACAGAUUUUGGCAACAGCUGGAACACAAACCCUGACUGCAAUAAACCACCAGUCAAGCCAGAUCCAGACUGCACAGACACAGAAAAGGAUCUUUAUGAGAGUCCUGCUUACUGUGGAAUCAUAUUGGACAACCAAGGCCCAUUUGCAGUCUGUCACCCAAAAGUCAAUCCUAAUAGUUUCUUCCAAAACUGUGUGUUUGACCUGUGUGCAUUGGGUGGCCCUGACUCUGCACUGUGUGAAGCGAUUGAAGCGUACGUAAAUGAGUGUCAGGACCGUGGUGUCAUCAUCGGACCCUGGAGAAACAACACCUUCUGCCCUCUUACAUGCCCACCCAACAGCCAUUACAACUCCUGCGUGUCUCCUUGCCAGCCCUCCUGUAACCCUCCUCCACCCGGCCAAUGCAAUAGACCCUGUUCCGAGGGGUGUGUGUGUGACCCUGGAUAUGUACUCAGUGGUGACAAGUGUGUGAAGCAGGACACAUGUGGCUGCAUGCAUAAUGGACACUAUUACCAGCCUGGAGAUGAGUUCUACACUAAGGACUGUGAGCUUCUGUGCAAGUGUAACCCUCCAUUCGUCAGCUGCAGUGCUGCUGAAUGCCCUCCAAUGCAGCAGUGUGGUGUGCAGGGAGGAGAAAUAGGAUGCUACCCAGUUGACUCCAAGGACUGUAUUAUUUCUGGUGAUCCCCAUUACAACACCUUUGAUGGUAAAUACUACACCUUCAUGGGCACCUGCACCUACACACUGGCUCGCACCUGCAGAAACAACACUGGCCCCUGGUUCUCUGUGGAAGGAAAAAAUGAGGAAAGAGGAAUUGCUGGAGUAUCUUAUCUCAAGAAGUUGUAUGUGACUGUCAACAACAUCACUGUAACAAUGAUGAAGAGCCGCACCACUCUGGUGAAUGGUCGUAAAGUAGCUCUACCCCACUCUCCUUCUCCUCUGAUCUCUUUGACUUCAGCUGGGCAGUAUGUUAUUCUCACCACUCCUUUUGGUCUGAAGGUGAGCUGGGAUGGCAACCACUACGCUAAGAUCACCGUGCCCAGUACUAACUAUGAUCAGAUGUGUGGUUUGUGUGGAGACUACAAUGGAAACUCCAACAAUGAUUUUACUAAACCAGACGGUUCCUUGGCUGGCAGCUCCGAUCAGUUCGGCAACAGCUGGCAAACUGAUAAAGAUGAAGACGAAACGUGCAAGCCUGGUGUCACACCUGACCCAUCAUGUGACCCAAGUCUUGAGGCUGAAGUGUCUAAACCUGAGAAAUGUGGAAAAAUUACUGACAACAAAGGACCAUUUAGGGAUUGUAUAAAGGUGGUGGACCCCCUGCCCUUCUUCCAGAGCUGUGUGUUUGAUAUGUGCCGCUACAACGGACUGCUGCAGACUCUGUGUGACCAGCUCCAGGCUUAUACUGAUGCCUGUCUCAGUGCAGGAGCUCCAGUGCACCAGUGGAGGGAGCCAGACUUCUGCCCUCUGGUUUGUCCUCCUAACAGUCACUACUCUAUGUGUGUGAGCUCAUGUCCAGAGACAUGUGUGGGUGUGAGUGGUCCACCUGGCUGUGCACAGAAGUGUGUUGAAGGCUGUGAGUGUGACCCUGGUUUUGUCCUGAGCCACAACAAGUGUGUUCCCCUUAAAGACUGUGGCUGUGUCGACCCUAAUGGCUCUUACCACCCUGUGAAUGAGAGCUGGUACCUGGAAGGGUGUGAACAUCAGUGUGUGUGUCUAAGUGGAAAAACCAUCCGCUGCUCCAACACCAGUUGUCUGCCUACAGAGACCUGCCAGCUGUUUGAUGGAGAGUACAUCUGUAAACCAAAAGAGCCUACAGUUCCAGGGAUCUGCUCUGUGUCCGGAGACCCUCAUUACACCUCUUUUGAUAAUAAGGUCCAUCAUUUCAUGGGUUCCUGCUCCUACACCCUCACUAAACCCUGCAAUGAAACAUCUGGGAUGCCAUACUUUACUGUCGACACUCAGAAUGAACACAGGGGCAAUAACAAGAAAGUGUCUUAUGUGAAAUCAGUCAUCAUCAAUGUGUAUGGAAAUAAGAUUAUCUUAGGCAAAGGCCGUAAGGUCCAGGUAAAUGGAGUUCAGCUGACAGUUCCCAUCACUCUGACAAAUGAUAUAAACAUCUUCCUCAGUGGAACAUUUGUAGUGCUGGAGACAAACUUUGGUCUGCGUGUGCGCUUUGAUGGCAAUCACCAUGCCGAUGUCAGUCUCCCAUCCUCCUACAAAGGCUUGUUAUGUGGAAUGUGUGGAAAUUACAAUGACAACCCAGCAGAUGACAACAUUAUGUCAAGUGGCAAGCCUACAAGCAACACCAAUGAGCUUGGAGAGAGCUGGCAGGUGCCUGAUGACAGACCAGAUUGUACCAAUGGAGGUGGAGAUAUUGUAUGUGAUAAAGAUAUUGAGAGUGAAGCUAAGAAACCAACCAGCUGUGGAAUGAUCACUGAUCCUGAUGGAAUCUUCAAAGCAUGCCAUACUGUUGUGCCGCCUAAUCCAUACUUUGAGAACUGCGUUUUCGACCAGUGUGGCACAGGUGGUUCCCCAGUGGCCCUCUGCCAGGCUAUUGAGAGCUACGCUGUACUUUGUGCCCAAGCUGGGGUGCCAAUUAACUGGAGAAACAACACUUUCUGCCCCCUAAAAUGUGCUGUUGGCAGUCACUAUGAGCACUGUGCUACUGCAUGCCCCGCCAGCUGUCAGGAUCCUGGCUCAGCCAGCACAUGCAAACAGCCAUGUGUAGAAGGAUGUGUUUGUGAUGAAGGACUGAUAUUGAGCGGAGACAAAUGUGUGCCCUUCAGUCAGUGUGGAUGUACCGAUAAGAACAGCAACUAUAGACCUGUGGGUGAAAGCUGGUUUACUAAGGAUGACUGCUCUGAACGCUGCAUGUGUCAUCCUUUGAACAAUGUGACAUGUGAAGCAUGGAAGUGCAGCCCCGCACAAGAAUGUAAAGUUCAAGAAGGCCAGCUGGGCUGUGUAGAUACAGGAGUGGGUAUUUGCCACAUAGCUGGCGAUCCUCAUUACUAUACCUUUGAUGGUGUCAUGCACACUUACAUGGGCACAUGUACCUACACUUUGGUGGAAGUGUGCAACACCUCCAUGGUGACUCCAUUUACCAUUGUGGCCAAGAAUGAAGAGCGUGGCCAGCCUGAGGCCUCCUAUGUUCGGUCUGUCACUGUCUACCUUCCAGGAGCCAAUGUCACACUGAGCAAGAGCAAGAGAGUACUGCUGGAUGGCCAAAGGAUUCGUACUCCCAUGGACAUUACUGUCGCCAAGGCCAGGGUGUUCACCAGUGGAGUCAACAGUGUUCUGUCCACUGACUUUGGCCUCAUUGUCCAGUUUGAUGGUGUUCACCAUGUGGAAAUCACUGUUCCUGGUGACUACUUCGACAAGGUAUGUGGAAUGUGUGGUAACUACAAUGGUAAUUCCAGUGAUGACAACUUGAUGCCAAAUGGCCAGCCAGCUGACAAUGUCAUAGAGUUGGGUAACAGCUGGAAGGCAGAGGGAGACAGCGAUCCAGGAUGCCAGCCAGACACACGUCCAGAUGUGCACCCGAACUGCACAGCCGAGGAAGAGGAGGCCAUCAGUGAACAGUGUGCCAGCAUCAUGAUGUCAAACCUGUUUAAACCCUGCCACUCACUUAUCCCUCCUGAUCCCUUUGUGAAAAACUGCAUCUAUGACAUGUGCGAGUAUAAUGGCAUGGAGUCCACUCUGUGUGACAACGUGGAGGCCUAUGCCCAGGCCUGUCAGAGCGCCGGUGUUACAAUCAGCUGGAGAAACAUUACCUUCUGCCCUCUUCCAUGCCCUCCAAACAGCCAUUACUCAGACUGUACAGCACCAUGCCCUCCCACCUGUGCAGACCUUUUCCCCAUUUUCUGUCCCCUGCCACCAAAUGGAUGUGUGGAGGGCUGCCAGUGUAACGCAGGCUUUGUGCUGAGUGAUGGCAAGUGUGUUUCACUUUCCAACUGUGGAUGUGUGGACAGCAAAGGAGAAUAUCAUGAUGUUGGGGAUUCUUGGGUGACACAACACUGUGACCAGAAGUGCACAUGCAGCCACGGAGGAGUACUGAGCUGCAAGAAGUUUCAGUGUAGCUCCAGCUCCACUUGUGCUUUGAACAGUGAUGGCGAGCGCUACUGCAAACCUGAGCGUUUUGACAAGUGCAUAAUUUCUGGAGAUCCACACUAUCGGACCUUUGACAAAUUCAAUCACCACUACCAGGGUGCGUAUACAUACAUGCUAACCAAGGAUAAUAAUCUACCCAGUUUCCUCACCCCCCUAACCGUGAGGGGUAAGAAUGUUCGCAGAGGAGGCAACAACCGCAUCUCCUUUCUACACGAGGUGUAUGUGGAUGUGUAUGGUUUCAACAUUCGCUUGCAGCAGAAGAGAGUGCUGCUGGUUAAUGGUGAGCGUGUGUUCACGCCGUACAGUCCUAACCCGGGUAUCAAGAUCACCUUGAACUCCUGUUACCUUCAGGUCACAACUGACUUUGGCCUCACCGUGCGCUUUGAUGGCAACAUGCAAGGAGAGGUGAUUUUGCCGAGCACCUACAAGACGUUCGUGCUUGGCCUUUGUGGAAACUAUGACAGUCAGUCGAAAAAUGAGUAUGUGAAGCCUGAUGGCACCCUCACUCGUGACCUCAAUGAGUUUGGAGACAGCUGGAGAGUGAGUGACAAGCAGGGAUUGGAGUUCUACACCUCAGACCAGCCACGGCACAACCGUCUGCACAAGAGACAGGCGGAAGAAGAUUUGAACUCGGGCUUUGACGAACUCGGAUGCACUCCAGCUCAGCAGGAGGACCUGAAUGGGAAGAAUAAGUGUGGAGCAUUGAGUGACCCCUCAGGACCCUUUGCCCUCUGCCAUGCCACUAUUUUACCUGAUCAAUUCCAGGAGGAUUGUGUGUUCGACUUGUGUGCAGAGCAGAGCAAUUCAACACUGCGUUGUGACAGCUAUGCUGUUUAUGCCCUGGCUUGUCAGGAGCAGGGAAUUAAAUUAGGGGCUUGGAGACAACAGCUGGACUGUGGUCUUUCAUGUGGUGCCAACAGUAUCUAUACAACCUGCAUGACUGCAUGUCCAUCAUCAUGCGCAAACUUGGCAGCACCCUCAGAGUGUGAGCAAACCACAUGCUUAGAAGGAUGUCAAUGUAAUAAUGGAUUUACCCUGAGUGGCACUGAGUGUGUCCCGUACACCGGAUGUGGUUGUAGCUAUUUAAACCGCUAUUACACUCUGAUGGAGACAUUUGUGACUGAAGACUGUGCUCAGAGCUGUCAGUGUACACCCACUGGUGCUGUAUGUCAACCCAAAGGCUGCAAAGAAAACCAAGUCUGUACCAUCUCGAACACCAUACGUGAUUGCUACGACUUGAACCCAUGCUCAAGCUCACCAUGCUUGAACGGUGGCACUUGUGUUGUGGGAUCAGACAACAGCUACACCUGCGAAUGUCCAAAAGGCUUUAAAGGGAGCAAUUGUGAAACUGAAGAUAGUAAUGGUCUAGAUCAGACAACCAUCAUUCUGAUUUCUGUCUUGGUACCACUUGCCGUCAUCAUCAUCAUCGUGACAAUUGUGUGCAUCUGCAAGAAAUCUGGCAGGUACAAAAAAUACAGUUAUGAUACUAGCAGCACAAACAGUAUACCACUGGCAAAUAAAGACCACAUCUAUGACAAUCUGAGUACGGCAAGUGGAAGUGUGGACAGCACAGUUUUAAAAGCGUCCAAAUUCUAAAUCAGCCAUAUGUUCUAAUUUUAAUAUGAUUUCAUUUUGUAUUUAUUAAAAUAUCAUUGUUGCAGGAAUUAACAUGUGAACAACUAUUCAAUUACUUUUGUCCAUGAUUAAUGUUUUCUAAUCAUGUUUCACUUACUAACUUAUUUGUAAACAUUACUGUAAUUCUUGGUACAAUACUUGGAA